AUGUAAAAAAAAUUAAAAAAUUAUGAAGUAGAAUAUUAUGAUGAUUCCCUUGAAAAAAAUGUUUACUUAUGUCCAAUUAAUAAAUCCCACUAACUUUAAUCUAUAGAUUAGUUCAUCUAACAUUUACUCAUAUGCAAAGAAAAUUCCAAUUAUCAAGUCAAGAAAUACAUAUGCAGAUUUAACUAAUUUCAUUGGUUUAAUACUGCUAAAGUAUUUUUAUCACAUUAUCACAAAGGAUAGGAUUGUUCAUGAAUUCUUCUAAUGUGAAGACAAAGAAACUGUUAUGCCUUAAAAUGAAGUCAUAAUUAAUUAAAUGAAUGAAGUGUUCUUACCAUUAAAUGGAGAUCAUAGUUUUCAAUUGAAAUAAUAUUUUAAAAAAGGCAAUUCAUAAGCUAGACCUAAUUUUAGAAAUUUCAUUUCAGAGUUUCAGAAAAAAGAUCCAGAAAAAGAAUCCUCUGUUAAAAGAAUUAAACUAAAUUAAUGA
Paramecium sonneborni is the source of this 484-nucleotide messenger RNA. The record is from the annotation of a GenBank genome assembly. Lineage: Eukaryota; Ciliophora; Oligohymenophorea; Peniculida; Parameciidae.